Prorocentrum cordatum is the source of this 887-nucleotide messenger RNA. NCBI's taxonomy places the organism in Eukaryota, Dinophyceae, Prorocentrales, Prorocentraceae. The record is from the annotation of a GenBank genome assembly.
GGUUCGGGUUCGGGCAGUAUUUCUGCUUGCUUCUGCAGGGCUUGUUUGGCUGCUGAUCUGCAACCCAUCAGAGUUGGUCCUCUUCGGCUCCAGGAGAUCGGCGUGCCCCUGGUCCAGAAGCUGCUGGGGGAGACCGAGGUCGCUUUCGGCCCCGUCAACCUGCAAAGCCUCUCCACGCACCUCCACUCCGAGGACGCGCUGGAGCUUGUGAAGGAGCACACCCUGAGCGUCAUCGGAGAGUGGACCCACCUCACCAGGGACUUUAUGCUUGAGCUGGCGCUGGGUCAGGCUGCCGAGGUGUACCUCGCCUCCGCCCUGUUCGGCUACGCCCUCCGGCAGGCCGACGCCCGCUUCCGGCUGGAGAGGCUGCUGUCGCCCGCAUUCGGGUCCCUGAAGGACUACGCGGCCUCCUUCGAGCCAGACGAGGCCGAGCGGGCGAUGGCCAUCAACAGCCUGGAGGCAGAGGCAGCGCUAGACCGGCACGUCCAGGCCCUGUUCGGGGACGUGCGGCAGCUGCACCAGGAGCUCCUCGAGGCGAUCGGGCCGGAGGCCGCGGAGGCGGGCGCGGAGCAGGCGGAGGCCGCCUUGGCGCAGGCCGUGCGCAGGGGGGACGUGGCGUCCGUGCGCAUCUCCGUGGGGGACCUGCGGCGCCUGGUGCUCGAGGGGAUCGCCUUCGGCCGCCUGCUCGCGGACGCGGAGGCGCAGGUGGACGCCGUGCACAAGCUAUCGCCGACCGCCCACGGGUGCUGCCUCGGCAGCCGCGGCAGCUCGGGCGCCGGCGGCGUGGAGGCCUCGGCCUGGCCGCUCGGCUUCCAGAGGCUGGGCAGGUGCUCGAUCUGAAGAGCCUCCUGCUCGAAAGCAGCGCGUGGCUCGAGGAGGAGGAGGAG